Messenger RNA from Lactuca virosa, 210 nucleotides. Lineage: Eukaryota; Viridiplantae; Streptophyta; Magnoliopsida; Asterales; Asteraceae. The record is from the annotation of a GenBank genome assembly.
AUGGAUGAUGAAGAAUCAUCUGAAGAAGAUGGAGGAAAAGAAAAGUAUUUGAUGGCUCACAUUGAUGUUCCGGUCACUGAUAAAGAAAGCAAAGGAUCUAGUACCUUUGAAGUUGAUAUGGCCAAAUCCAUCGAGUAUUCAAAGAUACAGGAUUGGGAUUCCUUGUCCUUAUAUCAGCAUCUCAAAACCCCUCCACAUCCUGUCACAUAG